Linum trigynum is the source of this 3205-nucleotide messenger RNA. The record is from the annotation of a GenBank genome assembly. Lineage: Eukaryota; Viridiplantae; Streptophyta; Magnoliopsida; Malpighiales; Linaceae.
CCAUAUUAUUAUUAUUAUUAUAUUUAUUAUUAUUAUUAUUAUUAUUAUUAUUAUUAUUAUUAAAAGCACAAGCACUUUUCACUAUUCAUUAAGAAAAAAAUAGGCUAUUUUCUCCACGGGUACUAUUUCAAUAGGGUUUUAUCCAAUAUACCCAAUUUUACAAUAAGCCCCUUUUUCUCCUUUACUGCAAUAUUAUUCAUAUGAGUUUUAUUCCCUACAAUCACUUCUACCAUUAGUCUAAAAUUAUAAGCAAUUAUUAUUAGAGCUAAUACCAUUAGAAAACCCGAACUAUUAAGAAACUGUCAUUUGUGUCCCAAAGUAUCACAUAUGACAUUUGUGUCAUAAACUAUUUUUCCGUUAGAGUUUAUUGGCGUUGACCGUUAGUUUUUAACAUAAAAGCCUAGUCAGCCGCUGAUGUGGCAUCUAACGUGGAAUUUUAAUAUUUAUUUUUAUUUACUUUUCCAUCUAAUAAAAAAUUAUAAUAAAAAUUAAAAAAAUCAUACCUCUCACGGUCCCCUUCUUCGCCUCCAACCUCUCCCCUUUCUCCUUCCUCUGCAAUCACCACUAUCGUGCCAAAUCUGCACGUCGUUGUUGGAGUUCCAAUAGUUGCCGAGGCUGUGCUCGAGCUCUGAUCGCCGCCGUCCAGGUCACAAUCAUGGAGUGCCACCGUCACCAUUCACAACACUCACGCAUAGCGACCAAGUUUGUAGUUUCCCUCGAUUCCGGUCACAACCUUGGAGCGUCGCCGUCACGAUCCACAACCAUCAAACGCUCUGCAAGCGGAAGCGACAAAACAUAUUGAACCCACAAAAUCGAAGGAAUCCCCCGCGACUUUGAGCUCAAUCGGAGGACCCCCUUUGCACGUUUGCCCAAAAUUUGCAUCUCCAGAAAUUAGUGGAUCAGAAAUUAGGUUUUGAGGUAUUCUGCAGACGAUGUCGUGAAACCACCAUUCCCCUUCCCCUCAUCAUGUCGAGAAAAGAGAAGAGAGUGAAAGACACCAUUCCCCUUCCUCUUAAUAGGUCGAGAGUUAGGAGAAGAAGGGGAUUGAUGAGGCUACUGUUAGAGGAUGAAUGGGGUCGGCAGGGAGUUGGAUGCUAAUCAGGCGCAUAUCCACUUCAACGUCGACGUGAUUGAAGACGACCUGAUGGCUUAUGGCCUGAUGAAGGAGGCACUGAUGGGAGCCUCAGUUCCUUCUUCCUCGCGUCUCUUCAACACAGUCGCCGUCCGGAUUCAAUGUCGUGAUUCGAAGGGUCGGAUUCGGCGGAGGAUGGUGGAAGUGCUGGGGAAGAAGAUUUUUGUUAAGAAAUUUGUUUUACUUAUUUUUUAAUUUUUUUUCAUAAAUAAUCUUAUGUGUCAGCUGACGUUGCCAUCACAUAUGUGCCACGUCACCAACGGUCAACAUUUCACUGAUGACCGUUAGGUCAACCGUUAUCUUUAACGGUUAACAAAAUUGCUAGGACAUAAAUGACAUACAACAACCAUACCUCAUGACACAAAUGUCAUAUUGAAUAGUUCGGGACACAAAUGACACAUUGUUGAUAGUUUGGGUUUCCUAGUGGUAUUAGCCCUUAUUAUUAGACCACAUAUUAUGAAAUAUUUAUGUAACGUCAUUCAAUAAAAGUUAUAUAAAUUAUAAAUUAAGAAUUCGUCAAAGUUACUUACUAUAACUUGAUUAUACUAUUAGGCCACACAUUAUGAAAAUUUAUGUAAUAAUGUUUUAUAACUGUUACAUGAGUUUUCCUUAAUAAUUAAGAGACAAACAACAAUGUAGGAGAUGUGUUUGUAUUGUUGUGGUUUGCGAAGAGACAAAAGAGAUGUGUUGAGUUGGGGGAGAAAUGUUUUCUUGCUCGUUAUAUGCAUAAGAUUGCAUCUCUAGGCGUUUUAGGGAUAAGGGAUUCAAAAACUGUUAUAAAAGGUAAUGUUUGCACUUUGUUAAAAAUUGAUUUAGUUAGACUUUAAGAUUAAUUGGUGAAGUUGUGAAUUUUACUCGAUGUCUUUUGUACUUUGGUUUCUCAUAUUCGGUUAGUUAGUAUUUGGCUCAUUGCUAUUUUGUUUAAUUCGGGCAUUUGUCCAAAUUAAACAAUGUGGUAUGAUCUCCGGUUUGGGUUUUCAGUAACUGAUAACCACUAACCAUGAUAAAAUAAGUACUUAAAGAUAUAUAUGUGUAAAGGCCGGUCUAAACACAUUGUUACUGGCUGACCGUUCUCUUGAAAUCAAUUUGGCCCUUAAGAAUAUACUAGAAUGGAAGUCCGUGCUUCGCGGCUGGAUAAUCAGUUUACAUGAAAUGCAAUUUAAGAAAACAUGAAUGCUCUAUAUUAGAGGGAGGAUCUGCUAAACGAUAAGCAAAGUUUAGUGCACCCGUUAUUGUUCAAGGCAAGAUCCGCUAAAUAUUAGAGAGAGUAGCACCACAUCCGAUUCACUCUAACAUGCUCUUAUAUAGUGCAAAUAAAGUUAUUUGACAUAUUCAAGAGAAAUUUAAGAGAAAAUCAACAUUCCCUUAUGAUGGCAAACCUUAAAUUAUCAAGUAGACGUAAAUUAUCUGUAAUUUAUGAGAAAUGAGUUUGCAAGUAAAUCCCUGAAUUUCAUCUUCCACAUGAGAAAUUGGAAAUAACGAUUCAUGAAUAUUAUUUGCACAAUGUUGGAUUAACUGCAAAUGUGAUUCAUGAAUUGUUAUUUCCACAGGUGACCGUAAGCCCUUGCAAAUAACAAAAACAUUCAUAGACUUGAUCUCAUCUCAGCAUUAGAGGCACAUAAGGUAUCUAAAAGAAAUUGGUUGACCCAUUGGACAUAGUUGUACAUAAUCAAAUCUAGAGCUUACUCCACACCACCUACAACAGUAGUAGUAUUAAAAAGUGCAGUAGCACGAAAAAGUGGAGUAGCGGUAGCUGAAACACAAAAAAAGUUAGGAAGAGAAGAAUUCUGAAUCAGGUCACCAACACAAAUAGAAUAACUACAUAAGGGAACACAAUAGCAGCCAACAACAUUAGAAUCGCAGUACACACGAACAGGUGUACACACGAAACAGUAGAGGCAAGCAAGGUGAAUUUUUUUUAAAUGUCAAAUCGAGUUAAGAGUAGCAGGACUGUAGAUGAGUCAAAACACAUAUACUAGGUCUAAAAUUUGGCAACACCGAUACCAGUCGAAUUACAAAUGGAAUAAAAUUCAUCCCCGACCCAAAAGUGGUCAAUAUAGGUUCAACUCGCUU